This is a messenger RNA of Drosophila miranda, 507 nucleotides long. RefSeq lists its product as uncharacterized. The record is from RefSeq and is a predicted model, not a curated record. Lineage: Eukaryota; Metazoa; Arthropoda; Insecta; Diptera; Drosophilidae. The coding region runs from base 129 to 482 and encodes 117 amino acids. The transcript has 2 exons.
UCGAUAAUCCUGUUGAGAGCUACUUAUGUCAAGGCACUGCUCUGACAUUAUUUCGGAGUGCUGUCCUAAGCAUCAGUUUAUUCAAAAUUAUUGUUAGUUCAAAAUUGUACCCCGAAAAUAUACUAAAGAUGUCGGAGGCCAAGGCAGAGACCAAGGGUAUGGUCAUGAUGUCUUGCGACUUUCAGAUCAAGGGACAAAUCCCAAAGGAGGCUUUCGAAUUGUUUGCUGCCGCACAGGCACAAAUAUUGGGAUUACGCGGCUACAUCAUGCAGGUGUCGGAGAAUUGCUUCCAAGGCCAACUGCAAGGACCUCAGCUCGUGAUUGAGACCUUUAAGCAGGUGAUCCUGUCGGUGGCCGAGUAUGUGGCUGCCGUCAAGGAGUUUGUCCUCCAGGCAGACUCCAAGCCAAGGAUCUUGCAGACUUUUCAGACAAACACAAAAAAGACAACAAUUGAAGUUAAUAAACAAAUCAGUUCAAAUUAAAAAUUUCCCCUUGGACCCCCGAAAA